Cloeon dipterum is the source of this 2470-nucleotide messenger RNA. RefSeq names its product rab GTPase-binding effector protein 2-like. Gene Ontology annotation, biological process: endocytosis. Gene Ontology annotation, molecular function: GTPase activator activity; growth factor activity; metal ion binding. The record is from RefSeq and is a predicted model, not a curated record. The transcript is spliced from 13 exons. Bases 175 to 2238 code for a protein of 687 amino acids. Gene Ontology annotation, cellular component: intracellular membrane-bounded organelle. NCBI's taxonomy places the organism in Eukaryota, Metazoa, Arthropoda, Insecta, Ephemeroptera, Baetidae.
UAGCACACAAAUGUGCCCCGCCCAAUAUCAUCUGUUAACUGCUGGGUUGUGGUUUAAGGAAGAAAAUUGUUAUUAAUCGAAUUUAUGAGCGAUUUAUUUGCUGCACGAGUGACUGCUAGUGCGUUUCAGCCUGAAAUUAAAAUGUCGAACCGAGCGUAGUUCGCGAUUCGCACGAUGGACGGCGAGAAUGCGGCGGCGGCGACGGAGGAGGCGAGCGAGCUCGGCGAAACCGCGACCUGCAGCCAGGGCGAUGAGUUGCAGUCGCUGCGAGAGCAGAUCCGGAAGCUGGAGGAGGAGAAAGGCAAAAUCCAGGACGAGUUCGGCCACCAACGCGCUAAAAUGAAAGAGCUGUUCGUCCAGAAAGAAGUGCAAUGGCAGAAGGAAGCUGAGGAGAACGGAAGGCUGAAGGAAAGUCUGGGCCGGCUGGAAGCGGAAUUGGGCGAGGCAAAGAGUCAGCUGGUGGCCAUCGGGUUUCAGCAGGAGACCGACCUGCUCGCCGAACAGCAGAAUUGCCAGACGGAAAUCGCCUCUCUGCAGCAGCUGAUCCAAGAAACCGUGGAGGAGAGCAGCUCGUCCCGGAGCAAGUACGAGCAGAAAAUCAAACAGCUGCAGGAGGUGAACAAGCAGCUGGACCUGGAGUUGCAGAACCUGCGCAGCAGCGGCCCCGUGGACAUGAGUCUGCUCGGCGACGGCGUGUCCAACGUGCUGAACCCGCUGACGGCGGUGACCAAGUCGCUGGCGCGGCGCGUGGUCAGCCUGGCGCCCAACGCCACCACCAUCAUUCCGCAGUCCAGUCUGGUACCUAGACCAAGCUCGCCCACAAAAUCAUUACCAAACGAACACGCCAACCUCGAGGAAUGCAUGAGAAAAGCGCAGGAAGACGCUGUGAUGCUGAGGUCGUUGGUGAUUCCGCUCGAGCAGGAAAUCGACGCGCUGAAAAGCAAGCUGCGUCACACGGACCAGGAUUUGCAGUGGUUCUACGCCAACACAAACCAGUUGCGGCCUCCGACUGCAGAAGCAAGUGCCAUGGAGGAGAAAACGCAGACUGCCGACGGCGCCGAGUCAAUCAAGAGUUCCACCAGCAGCGAUCAGCUGCAAAAAGAACUGGCUUCCCCCGGAGGCGGUGCAAAGGCCGACUUAUCAUGCGAUAUGUGUGCCAACUACGAAACGCAGCUGCAGAUGGUGCAGAAACAGCUUCUUCAGCUGGGUGCUGAGAAGAAGCUGGUGCAAAAGGCGGCCGAGCGUUAUCGCGAGGAUUUGAGCAAAGAGACCGAGUACCGCAAGGAGAUGGAGAACAAGUGGAGCGAGAAAAAGGAGGAGCACAAGAAACGCGUCGAAAUGCUCACGGCAGAAGUGACCAAGGCCGAACAGGCGUGUCUCCAGGUGAGGGAGGCGUUCAAUAUGGCGCGGACGAUGCUGGAGAGCCGCUUCAAUGCUUUGAGCAGCGAGCACGAAAACGUCAGCAAGAAUCUGAGAGAAAUCCAGGCUGAAAACGAGAGACUAGCAGGGAAGUUCUGCAAAAAGGCGACAGAGCUGCAGGACGAGUGCAUCAACUUGCCUGACAGCGUUGACGAGCUGCAAGAAAAGCUCCUGCUGACCCGUGAAGACCUGAUCACGAGUUCGGUGGGCAAAGAGCGGGCCGAGGAAUUGCUUAUCGAAGUGCGUGCCGAGCUCGAGCUCACGAGAUCUGAACUCCGCGAGCAGCUGAAGGUGUUUUCCGACGAAAACAAGAAACUAAGACUAAUCGCUGAAGAGUACAAAGCAGUGAAGGCUGCUGAGCAGGCGUCGCAACUCAUCAUCGCCGAGCUCAAAAAGGAACUCGACGAAAACAAGCGAGCCAGAGCGGCAGCGGAGAAGACGGAGCAAGAGUUGCGCAACCGAGUGGCCUCGUUGCAGGAGGAUCUGGAAAACAACGAAGCAACGCAGCAGGACUUUGUCCAGCUGUCGCAGUCGCUGCAAAUGGAGCUGGAGCGGCUGCGAGAGGCCGAGAAGGAGGUGCGCUGGCAGCACGAGGACGACGUCGACGAGUGUCCCGGCUGCAAGCAACAGUUCUCCGUCACCAGGAGAAAGCGGAACUGCAAGCACUGCGGGCGCAUCUUCUGUCCUGCCUGCCUGCCGCACCAGGUGGCGAGCGGUCCUCGGCAGCGGAUGAACAAGGUUUGCGCCGUGUGCCACACGCUGCUGGUGCGCGACUCGGCGCCCUACUUCAGCAAGCGGCUGCCCAACACGCCCGACUAGCCGCCGCCACCAGAUGAUCAUGCUUCUGUGAUAUAAAGUGACGAGAACGUUAUUUCCACCCCCGCCCCGCCCCCUUCUCACCCCUCGCUGUUAUCAAUUAUAGAGAAAAGAUGGUUCGUUUCCGCUCUCCGCACAGAGAGAGAGAGAAUGAGAGAAAGAAAGAGUUAAUGACACACUGUCAUAUUAUUAUUACUGCUGCAUGUUCCAAUAAAUUCGAUUCCAUGGCCAGUCA